Molecule: messenger RNA, 1609 nt
Organism: Nymphalis io (European peacock)
Lineage: Eukaryota; Metazoa; Arthropoda; Insecta; Lepidoptera; Nymphalidae
Gene: Uba3
Product: NEDD8-activating enzyme E1 catalytic subunit
Exons: 7
Coding region: 148-1500 (450 amino acids)
Biological process (GO): protein neddylation
Cellular component (GO): cytoplasm; nucleus
Molecular function (GO): NEDD8 activating enzyme activity
Source: RefSeq, a predicted model, not a curated record
GAAUGUUCAGGAGAUUGAAGACAAUAGUUAAUAAUUUUUAGUAGGUAAAGUUUUAUUUUAAGUUCUGAAUCUAAUGAUAUCAGAUUGCCGGCAAAAAACCUUUAGUUUAAAAUCUACUGCUGUUAGUGUUGAAUUAAACAAUAAAAUAUGGCAGAUGCAGAAUCCCAAACCCUUGAUUACCAGCAGAGAAGAUGGCAUAACAUAAGAAAGUUGUUAGAGAGAUCUGGUCCUUUCUGUCAUCCCGAUUUUGAACCGUCGGCUGAAAUACUAGAUUUCAUAAUGAAUUCCUGCAAAGUUUUGAUAGUUGGGGCUGGUGGUCUUGGCUGCGAGCUACUAAAGGACUUAUCUCUCAUGGGUUUUAAGAAGAUACACAUUGUGGAUAUGGAUACUAUAGAGCUAUCAAAUCUUAAUAGACAGUUUUUAUUUCGAAAAAAUGAUAUUGGAUUAUCUAAAGCCAAAUGUGCAGUUGAAUUUGUAAAUAAGAGGGUUCCAGGAUGUGAGGCAGUAGCGCAUCAUUGUGCCAUCCAGGACCUAGAUGAAGGAUUUUAUCGCCAGUUCCAUAUUGUAGUUUGUGGACUUGACUCAAUUGUUGCAAGACGCUGGCUGAAUGGAAUGCUAAUGUCUUUGCUACAAUACAAUGAUGACAGAAGCUUAGAUCAAAGUAGUGUGAUUCCAUUGGUGGAUGGAGGUACAGAGGGAUUCAAAGGAAAUGCAAGAGUAAUUCUUCCAGGAAUGAGUGCAUGUAUUGAGUGCACUUUGGAUCUUUACCCACCUCAGAAAACGUUUCCACUCUGUACUAUUGCUAACACUCCAAGAUUACCAGAGCAUUGUAUUGAGUAUGUUAAAGUUUUGCAAUGGGCGAAAGAAAAUCCCUGGGGUAGUUCAACUACACUUGAUGGUGAUGAUCCACAGCAUGUUGCCUGGGUGUAUGAGAAGGCACAGGAAAGAGCCAUGAAAUAUGGGAUUACUUCAGUUACAUACAGGUUAACUCAGGGUGUCUUAAAGAAUAUUAUACCAGCUGUAGCAAGUACUAAUGCUGCAAUUGCUGCUACUUGUGCAACUGAGGUUUUUAAAUUAGCUUCUUCAUGCUGUACUAAUAUGAACAACUACAUGGUUCUCAAUAUGUCUGAAGGAGUGUAUACCUACACAUUCGGAGCUGAGAAACGUCAAGAUUGUGUUGCUUGUAGUAAUACUACUAGAGUAAUGGAAAUUGAAUCUGAUGCAACAUUGCAGGCAAUCUAUGAUAAAUUGUGUGAAGAUAAAGGAUAUUUAAUGAAAAGUCCAGGAAUUACAACAAUCAUCAAUGGUCGCAACAAAACUUUGUACAUGUCUUCAAUCAAGAGCAUUGAAGAAAAAACAAGAGAUAAUUUAAAAAAGAAAAUUACUGAGUUAGGACUAUACAAUGGAUGUGAUAUACUUGUAGCUGAUGCUACAACCCCUAACACUUUAACAAUUAAACUGAAAUUUUCUGAAAAUGCCGAUGUUGAUAUGGGGCGAUAAGACUACCUUUAGUUUAUUUAACCAUAAUAAUUGCUGAAUGCUAUGAAUAUAAUUCACAUGCUUUUGUAUUAUUAACAUAAGAAGUUUAAUAAAUUAUUUUAAAAUUGUU